GCUACAAGGAUGAAGAGCCUCCUUCUCCUGGUGCUGGUUUCGGUCUGUUGGGCUGAUCACCUUUCAGACAGCUACACUCCGGAUCAAGACAGAGUUAUUCACAUCCAAGCGGAAAAUGGGCCCCGUCUCCUCGUGGAAGCAGAGCAAGCCAAAGUCUUCUCACACCGAGGUGGCAAUGUGACACUGCCGUGUAAAUUUUACCGAGACCCUACAGCAUUUGGCUCAGGCAUCCACAAAAUCCGCAUUAAGUGGACCAAGCUAACUUCAGAUUACCUCAGGGAGGUAGAUGUCUUCGUUUCCAUGGGCUACCACAAGAAGACCUACGGCGGAUAUCAGGGCCGAGUGUUUCUGAGGGGAGGCGGAGACAAUGACGCCUCCCUGGUAAUCACAGAUCUCACCCUGGAGGACUACGGAAGAUACAAGUGUGAGGUGAUUGAAGGUCUAGAAGAUGAUACCGCUGUGGUAGCAUUAGAGUUGCAAGGUGUCGUGUUCCCUUACUUUCCACGGCUGGGACGCUACAAUCUCAACUUCCACGAGGCGCGGCAGGCUUGUUUGGACCAGGAUGCUGUGAUUGCGUCCUUCGACCAGCUGUAUGAUGCCUGGCGGGGUGGACUGGAUUGGUGCAAUGCUGGUUGGCUCAGUGACGGAUCUGUGCAGUACCCUAUCACCAAACCCCGCGAGCCCUGUGGGGGCCAGAACACAGUGCCUGGUGUCAGGAACUACGGGUUUUGGGACAAAGAUAAAAGCAGAUACGAUGUUUUCUGUUUUACAUCCAACUUCAAUGGCCGAUUUUACUACCUGAUCCACCCCACCAAGCUCACUUACGACGAGGCGGUGCAAGCUUGUCUCAAUGACGGUGCUCAGAUUGCAAAAGUGGGCCAGAUAUUUGCUGCCUGGAAGCUUCUGGGCUACGACCGCUGUGAUGCUGGCUGGCUGGCCGAUGGCAGCGUCCGCUACCCUAUUUCUCGGCCAAGAAGGCGCUGCAGUCCUACUGAGGCUGCAGUGCGCUUUGUGGGCUUCCCGGAUAAAAAGCAUAAGCUGUACGGGGUCUAUUGCUUCAGAGCAUACAACUGAUGGUGCCCUAGAAAGAGUCAGUUCUCGAGUCAGAGGGAACGCGUGAAAGGUCUUUUGUUUUCGUUCUUGUUUUUAAUAUGAACUCAUGCAAGUUACCAAAACUGUGAUAACCCUUUUCCACUUACUGUAAAGAGUCGUUUUUAUAAGGCCAGAUCAGUCAUUUGUUUUGU
Molecule: messenger RNA, 1244 nt
Organism: Peromyscus eremicus (cactus mouse)
Lineage: Eukaryota; Metazoa; Chordata; Mammalia; Rodentia; Cricetidae
Gene: Hapln1
Product: hyaluronan and proteoglycan link protein 1
Exons: 4
Coding region: 10-1074 (354 amino acids)
Biological process (GO): cell adhesion
Molecular function (GO): hyaluronic acid binding
Source: RefSeq, a predicted model, not a curated record